Exophiala viscosa is the source of this 1659-nucleotide messenger RNA. RefSeq names its product histidinol dehydrogenase. Lineage: Eukaryota; Fungi; Ascomycota; Eurotiomycetes; Chaetothyriales; Herpotrichiellaceae. Gene Ontology annotation, cellular component: cytoplasm; cytosol. Gene Ontology annotation, biological process: L-histidine biosynthetic process. The coding region runs from base 292 to 1623 and encodes 443 amino acids. Gene Ontology annotation, molecular function: NAD binding; histidinol dehydrogenase activity; metal ion binding. The record is from RefSeq and is a predicted model, not a curated record. The transcript has 3 exons.
GGAUUGGAUCUGGCAAGGCACAAACUUUAAAUGGCGGCCUCGUGUUCGAACGCACAGUUCCCCGGGUCUGGCAUCGGGGUCCCGCGCCGUGCGUGAAAGUGGAGGUGGUAGAAUGGUGCAGCCAAAGCAUUCUAGGAUCACGACUCGAGUACUUGGAGCACCGUGACCGGCUACAUUGCCUGCAAAGGUCCCAGAAGUUUUACAAAUCUGAAGUCAUCUGCCUUCCUUCAAUAGCAGAAAACGGUCAGCCGCAAUACAAUAUUUGCACUUUCGCUAAGAUCAUCGCCAACCAUGCCACAAAUCUUGAAGCGUCCGGCCGACAAGACCGAUGCUGCAACGUCGACUUCUCUUGACGUGCCAAAGAUUGUCAAAGGCGUCAUCGAUGACAUUCGCGUCCGUGGUGACGAGGCUGUUCGGGCAUAUUCGAUCCAAUUCGACAAGUGGUCGCCGGACUCGUUUCGACUAUCAUUAUCAGAGCUUGAGAAGAUCAUAGCCACGGUGCCAGAGCAGAUCAUAGAAGACAUCAAAACAGUUCAAGCAAACGUCAGAAAGUUCGCGCUUGCGCAACGUAAAUCAUUGGUCGACUUUGAGAUGGAAAUACGGCCAGGUGUUUCUCUGGGUCAGAAGAAUAUCCCCAUCGCUGCUGUGGGCGCUUAUAUACCUGGAGGGCGCUAUGCCUUGUUAGCUUCGGCUCACAUGACAAUCUGCACAGCCAAAGCUGCCGGAGUACAACGAGUCAUCGCCUGCACUCCCCCUCUUCAGGGCAAGAUCCCUGCUGCUACAGUCGCCGCAAUGCAUCUGGCCGGUGCCGACGAGAUCUACAUCUUAGGUGGUGUCCAAGCUGUCGCAGCCAUGUCCGUUGGCACUGAACUUAUCAAGAAAGUGGACUUCGUCGCCGGGCCAGGCAAUUCAUUCGUUGCCGAAGCCAAACGACAGCUUUUUGGGGAGAUCGGAAUCGAUUUGCCCGCUGGACCCACGGAAAUUUUGAUCGUGGCAGAUGACAAAGCUGAUCCAUUCACAAUUGCGACGGAUCUACUAUCGCAGGCCGAGCAUGGCCCAGAUACGCCGGCAGUAUUAAUUACAACAUGCCUGACCGUUGGACAGAGGUCCAUAUCAGAGGUUGAAAGACUACUUGAAAUUCUACCAACCGCGCAGCUGGCAGGCACGUCGUGGAAGAUGCACGGUGAAGUCAUUGUCGUCGACUCUUUGGACGAGGCUUACCGCCUCGCUGAUCAAUUCGCCAGUGAGCAUGUUCAGAUCCUGACAGAAAACCCCCGUGAGGCUCUUGAGAAGAUGUCACACUAUGGCGCGCUCUUUUUAGGAGAGAAGACUUGCGUAUCAUAUGGUGACAAGUGUAUCGGUACCAAUCAUGUCUUACCCACCCGUAAUGCGGCCAAGUUCACUGGGGGCUUAUGGGUGGGCAAGUUCCUGAAGACUGUGACUUACCAGGAGGUCAAGUCGAACCAGGAGAGUGGAAGUCUGGGUAGGCUCUGUGGUCGCGCUGCACGGGCCGAAAAUUUUGAAGGCCAUGCUCGGUCUGGAGAUUUACGGGCAUAUAAGUACUUGCACGACAGCUUUGAGUGGAUUGACGGGUCUCCGAAAGCAAAUGGCGUCCAUGCUUAGGUAUCAAUCUCAGAGUAACCACAUACCCUAGCAAGA